This is a messenger RNA of Solanum verrucosum, 1178 nucleotides long. RefSeq lists its product as uncharacterized. The record is from RefSeq and is a predicted model, not a curated record. Gene Ontology annotation, molecular function: protein binding. Bases 145 to 954 code for a protein of 269 amino acids. Lineage: Eukaryota; Viridiplantae; Streptophyta; Magnoliopsida; Solanales; Solanaceae. The transcript has a single exon.
AUCACUCUACACAUGUAUCGCCGCACAGGUACUACACUCAUAAUAAUCUCUCUCAUCUAAACAUAAAAAAAAUUAAAAAGAAAAUCCCCAAAAUACCAAACCCUCUCUCUUCUCGCUUGAAUUUUGGCGGCGGCGGCGGCAGCAAUGGAGAAUCAAAAGGUUAAGCUAAUGUGUAGCUAUGGUGGAAAAAUCCAGCUUCGUCCUCACGAUCAUCAACUCUCCUAUGUUGGCGGCGAUACCAAAAUCCUCACUGUUGAUCGGAACGUCAAGUUUUCCGAUGUAGCUGCAAAGGUGAAUUGUCUUUGUAAUUGCAACGCGGAGGUUUUAAUAAAGUACCAGUUGCCUGGCGAAGAUCUCGAUGCACUUGUUUCUCUUAUCGAUGAUGACGAUGUUGAGCAAAUGAUGGUUGAAUAUGAUCGCAUGCAGAAAGUUUCCACAAAACCCGCUAGGUUAAGGCUUUUCCUCUUUUACCCGAUUCGUUUACCAGAAUCGCCGUUGAAUCCGGAUUUUUUAUUCGGAUUCGAUAAGGAUUACAACCCGAACCCGAGUUCAACGGCAACAGAGGAUCUUCUGCAAUUGCAAUUCCCCGAAAAUUCAGGAUUGGAUAUGUCAAAAAAUGAGGGAAGCGGAGUGAUUGCAGUUCCGAAAAUAGUUUGUGGUGACAGCACCAGCAGCAGCAGCAGCUUGUUGGUGAAGAAUCAUUACACACAAGGGUUACGUGUGAAUGGUGGGGCCUAUGGUAAUGCGGUGCAGAUGGUUUACGGGGUACCACUGAUGACUGGUGGGUAUCACACUGGGUUUGGGCAGUUGGGAGUAGUGGCUGCAGGUGGUGGCCAAUACAUGGACCAGCCUGUCUACAAUUUUGUGCCUGCAGUGACUUCGGUGAUGGUCCCAGAUCAGCACAAGAUGAUUGUGUCUACAACUGAUACUCUCAGCCGUGAAAUCAAAGGUUGAUCAGAACGUAUCGUAACAGAGGUCAUCAUAUCACCUUCAUCCUUUUUUUUUUUUCUUCUUUCCUUUUUUGGGUCAACAUUGGUGAAUUCUAAAAUGGUACAUAGAGUAAAUAGCGACUGCUUUCUUUUUCCAUUGUCAUUUACUAAGGUGUUUGUUUACUCUUUGUUAUGUGUAAUGAAUUUUUACCCCUUUUAUGGAGUAUAUGUUUCCCAUUAUGUACAUAA